AUCCUCCCUCCCGUUCUCCGCACCAGCCCAGCCGGACACCGGACACCGCCCGGCUCCCCCCCGCCGCCCCUUCCCAGCCGGGCGCCCGGCAGCCGGGGCAGAUGUUCCCGCGAGGGCCGGCGGAGUCCGAGCUCGCCAGAGAGACGCUUCCCCAGUUAGUGAGCUGAGCCCACUCCCCCACAGUGAUGCACCAUGCCGAUCGUGGACAAGCUGAAGGAGGCUCUCAAGCCAGGACGGAAGGACUCCACUGAUGAUGGUGAGCUGGGCAAGCUCCUGGCAUCUUCUGCCAAGAAGAUCCUGCUGCAGAAGAUUGAGUUUGAGCCGGCUAGCAAGAGCUUCUCCUACCAGCUGGAGGCCCUGAAGGGCAAGUACGUUCUGCUGAACCCCAAGACAGAGAAUGCCAGUCGCCAGAAGAGCUCUGAUGAGGCCCAGAUCAGGAAGCAGGGGAGUGACCAUGCUUUGGGAGGCUCUGGGGAUGGCGUCCCAGCUCCCCAGAAAGUUCUUUUCCCCAUGGAGCGCCUGUCCAUGAAAUGGGACCGGGUGUACAGGGUUGGAGCAGGACUCCACAACCUGGGCAACACCUGCUUCCUGAACUCCACUGUGCAAUGCCUGACGUACACGCCACCGCUGGCAAACUACCUGCUGUCCAAGGAGCACAGCCGCAGCUGUCACCAAGGAGGCUUUUGCAUGAUGUGCAUUAUGCAGAAUCACAUGAUCCAAGCUUUUGCCAACAGCGGCAAUGCAAUCAAGCCAGUGUCCUUCAUCCGAGAUCUCAAAAAGAUCGCUCGGCACUUCCGCUUUGGCAGCCAGGAGGAUGCGCACGAGUUUCUGCGCUACACCAUUGAUGCCAUGCAGAAGGCCUGCCUGAACGGCUACACCAAGUUGGAUCGUCAGACUCAGGCUACGACUCUGGUUCAUCAGAUCUUUGGUGGUUACCUGCGGUCCCGUGUGAAGUGUUCGGUGUGCAAGAGCGUCUCGGAUACCUACGACCCCUACCUGGACGUGGCUUUGGAGAUCCGGCAAGCCGCAAACAUCGUGCGCGCGCUGGAGCUGUUUGUGAGGCCGGACAUGCUGAGCGGGGAGAACGCCUACAUGUGUGCCAAAUGCAAGAGGAAGGUGCCAGCCACCAAGCGCUUCACCAUCCAUCGUGCCUCCAAUGUCCUCACGCUGUCCCUCAAGCGCUUCGCCAACUUCAGCGGAGGUAAAAUCACCAAGGACGUGGGGUACCCCGAGUUCCUGAACAUUCGUCCCUACAUGUCUCAGAGCCAUGGCGACCCGGUCAUGUACGGCUUGUAUGCGGUGCUGGUGCAUUCAGGGUACAGCUGCCAUGCGGGGCACUACUACUGCUACGUGAAGGCUAGUAACGGGCAGUGGUACCAGAUGAACGACUCCCUCGUCCACUCCAGCAACAUCAAGGUCGUCCUCAACCAGCAGGCCUACGUGCUGUUCUACUUAAGAAUCCCAAGCUCUAGGAAGAGCCCUGAGGGGCCCAUUGUUAAGACUGCCUCUGCCCUGCCUGGCCGAGCCAGCAUUGUCUCUGACCAGAUCAAGAAAACCGUAGCCAAUGGGCUGCUCUCCUCGCCGCUGCCUGGCAAGAGACCAGACGGGACACCUGGGAAGAAGCUCCAGGGAGCGGAGGAGGCCGGGACCCCUGUGGCCCGAGGUGUGUUUGGGGCCGGGCCCAAGCUGCAGAAUGGGACCGCUCAGGCCAAGCCCCUUGCUGGGUUUCCCUCGCCCAGACUGGCUGCCAGAGCCAUGCACAUGGCAGCUGCGCUCUCUGAUGAGCUGGCCAGGAGGCCCAAGAAGCCACUUGCUGUGUCCCAGGGCUUCUGUGACACCAGUGAAGCGAGCAGGGCCAAAGCCGAGAUCCCCAAGCAGAGCUCCUGGGAGAGCAAGGAGUCUCUGUCACCCACCUCGCCCAAGCACCUGGUGGAGCCAGCUGCACCCAGCCAAGAGCCCAGGGGCAGCGGGGAGGGCACUGAGCCGCGGAGGAAGGACUCCAGCAGCAGCAGCUCUUCCAGCCCAGCACACUCGGCCAAAGGACCCCUGCGGGCUAAGAGUGGAGCCAACAGCUUCUGCGCCUCUCAGGACACGGAGUACGGCCCAGCCUCGUCUGCUGAGCAGGAGGCCAAGCCGCCCGGCUCGGAGGACCCCCAAGUGGCGAAAUUAAAAUCCCUGCUGCCGGCCGGUGCCGCCCUGGAUCUGAGCAGCACCACGUCGCCCCCGCCUGCCAAGAAACUGGCCCUUUCUGCUAAGAAGGGCAGCACCCCGCGGAGGGCGAGCGGAAGUGACCGCCGUGCGCCGCCCCGCCCAGCCUUUGCCGACCACUCCUCCCCCACGAGCACCACCCACCCUGCCUCCACCUCUCCCUGGCCUCCCGGCAAGUCCAGGGUGCUCUCAUCUGCUCCCAAAUCACCACUUCCUCGGAAGCCUGCCUGCAGCCCCAGCCCAAACUCUCCGCUCCUGGGCAGCAGCCAGCCCGCCCACCCUUCACACCCAGGCAGGGAGAAGGCGGCCAGCCAGGCCCUGCCCGGCUCCUCCAAAAAGAGACGACGAAAGCAGCAUCUCGAGGUGGUCCCCCAGGGCCUGGGCCCAGCGGGUGCUAGCGGCGAGAGGGCUGGGCUCACCGGCCCCCCCCGGAAGAGACGGUACCUGGAGGAGGGUGAGCGUGAGGAGGCUGCAGCCAGGAAGAGAGAGGGGCUGGGCAGUGGGGACCUGGAGUGGGAGCGCAGGCACCAAGCCUCAGGCUCCAGCUGCCCCGUGGGCACUGGGCCCAUCACCCCCCGCAAGAGGAGGAGGAAGAGAAUGCGGCAGCUGGAGGAAGAUCGCAGCCCCGGCACAUCUCCCUUGGGCAGCUGCUCCGGGAAGGGCGAGGCUGUGACCCUGGCGUCCGGGGCAGGAGAGCUCCGCAGGGCGAAGCAGCAGCAAGGUUUGGAGGUGGAGGAUGGCGAGAGCGAGCAUCGGAAGUGCAAGCGGAGGGAGAGCCCAGGCAGCCCGGCUUCCAAGCCCGGCCCUGAGCAGGCAGCUGUGAAUGGGCUCCACACCAGAGCCAGCACUCCAGUGCCAGUGUGCAUCUGGGACAGCCAGGUCCGAGACGGCUCCACGCGGGGCACUGGGACAGCAUGGCAGAGCAAGGAGGAGGCCAGCGUGGUGCAGGAGCUGCUCAGAAAUUCCUUGGAUAAAGCGUAUGGGAAGCAAGUGCUGACGUGGGAGGGUGAGAUCUCGGCCAUUAGCCAGGACGCCGUUCGGGACAUGGCGUGGGCCCGGCGCGCGAGAGUCACCGACGACUGGGACGAGGACUUCGACAGUGGCAAGGUGAAGAAGAGUAAAAAGUUCAAGCGGGAACGGAGGAGACACUUCAACGCCUUCCAGAAACUGCAGAGCAGGCGUAACUUCUGGUCCGUGACUCACCCAGCCAAGGUGGCCAGCCUGAGCUACCGGCUCUGAGACGGGCCUUGCGGUUCAGUCCUGGCAUUCGUGGGCCUGGGGGAAGAGUGGCUGGACCCUGUGGUGCUGAUGUCGACUCGUCCCCUCCCAGGGGUCUCCGGAGCCAGGCUGAGGGCCGUGGGGUGUGACAGGCUGGGGUGGUUGUCCUUGGUUCUGCUGGUGUUCAGCAUCCUGUGCAGGGUGGGAGCAGAACAGGAGGAGUGGGGCCCCAUGGAACAGGGGCUGGUUCUUGGACAUUGGGGAAGGUUGAGACUCGCGGGGGCUGCUGCUGCUGGAGUUGAGCCAACCUGGCUAGUUCACGUGCUCUUUUGCCCUCGUACCACCAUGGCUGGUGCCAAGGAGCAUCAUGGGGGGCACUGAUGCCUCCCCCCAGCAGGUAGCUGAGGAAGGGCCCCUUAGGGCAUGUCCCAUAGCCAAGGCUGGGAUGCAAAGCAUACCCUGCUCCUGAUUGCCACAGCCUCCUCCAGGCCCCCGCUCCUGGCACCGGGACUGCCCAGCUGCCUGCCUUGUGCCUAGCCAUGCUCCUCCCUUCCCUGGAGCCUUGUGACUGUGCUGCUGUCACACGCUGCCUGCUGGGGCAGCCAUUCCCCUGCUGCACUCGCCCCAGGUGCUGGGAUUGCAGCCAGCCCAGUGCUUCUGGGCAGGGAAGCGCCUCUCAAUGGCGCUUUGUCACUGCUGCUCCCUGGUCUCUGCUGCUGCUCCGUGCUGAGGCCUCUCCAGCUAGCUGCACAUGUGGCUGCUGGGUUGGGGCUGGCAGCCGGCGCUGCUCUGCCUUGCAAACACAAGCCCUGCUCAUGGGGCUCUGAGGCUGCUGCCUAUGGCAGUUUUCUGUUAAUGCCUCCCUCUGUACUGCCGAUCUCCUCCCCACCCUUCCAUCCACAGGAGCUGCUUCUCCCUGGGUCCCUGGGCGGAGGGAGUGAUGGGCUCAUACAGACCUCCUCCAGCCCAACCAACUGUUCUCGUGGGUGAGCAUCAACCCCGUCCAGCUUGGCCUUCUGUCCUGGGUUCCCCCUGUCUAGCUGGGGACAUGGCUGCUGCCAGAGUGGGAGAAAGGGGGCUGUCCCCUGCCACAGCUUGGUCCAGCUGUGUGCAUCCCUGCACAGAGAGCAGCUGCUUGCCCCUAGCACACCUGCCUUGACUUCACUCUGUUUGGCUUCCCCCCGUAGUGCCCUGGUGCGUCUCACUGAGGGAGUGCUCUCUGGGGAGGGGAUGCUGCUGGGCCAGGAGCAGAUGAGAUGGGGUCUGCUGGGCUAAUGGGGCUGUUGUGGGGGCCAUAGGACGAUUUCCUGGGGCACUGCUGCUUCAGUGGAGAGGCUGCCUCCACCCAUCUGCUGCUGCGUGUCCAUGUCUGCCUGGUACCUCUUAACUGUGUUCCUGGCACCGCUGCCCCUUGGCCAAACCUCCCUGCUGUGCAAUUCCCAGGAAAAGAAUCUUCUCCAAGUCUUCCACUGGCAGGGCCCUGCUCUCCCCCCUUCUCCCUGGGAGCUGUCCUGCAUUAUCUUCUAAAUACCUGUUAACCUUUUGCACCCCCCUGUCAGCCAGACAGGCCAGGUGAAGGGGUUAAUGGCUGCAAAUCAUUUCAUUAUCUCAGAUGUGUACAUAUAUCAAAGCCUGUUUAAUGGCCGUUACAGCUAGGAUUUGCAUUUAUUUAAAUUUUCAACUUAGUCAAGGGGAGAAAAGCCAGUGUGAGACUCUGUCCCCUCCCCAGGGGAGAUUUCCCCCUUACAGUGGGGAUUAUUCUGACAUCUGUACAGUUUGCUGAUUGACAGUUCCAUAAUCUCAAUGUAUAUGUGUGUAGAUACCCGGAGCUGAUCUGUACAUGGUUGUAUUUUGCACCUCCUGCUGGGGACAAUGCAGUAGCCUCAGCUAUUGCCAAGAUCAUGGUGCAAUAAAGUAACCCGUUUUUGA
Mauremys mutica (yellowpond turtle) is the source of this 5355-nucleotide messenger RNA. It is a transcript of the gene USP36, whose product is annotated as ubiquitin specific peptidase 36. Lineage: Eukaryota; Metazoa; Chordata; Testudines; Geoemydidae. Gene Ontology annotation, biological process: protein deubiquitination; regulation of apoptotic process. The transcript is spliced from 19 exons. Gene Ontology annotation, molecular function: cysteine-type endopeptidase activity; cysteine-type deubiquitinase activity. Gene Ontology annotation, cellular component: cytosol; nucleus. The record is from RefSeq and is a predicted model, not a curated record. Bases 193 to 3447 code for a protein of 1084 amino acids.